Molecule: messenger RNA, 2511 nt
Organism: Tyto alba (common barn owl)
Lineage: Eukaryota; Metazoa; Chordata; Aves; Strigiformes; Tytonidae
Gene: ELL2
Product: elongation factor for RNA polymerase II 2
Exons: 12
Coding region: 1-1833 (610 amino acids)
Biological process (GO): transcription elongation by RNA polymerase II; snRNA transcription by RNA polymerase II; positive regulation of transcription elongation by RNA polymerase II
Cellular component (GO): transcription elongation factor complex
Molecular function (GO): cis-regulatory region sequence-specific DNA binding
Source: RefSeq, a predicted model, not a curated record
AUGGCACAGGCACAAGGAGCCCUGCAGUUCGCUAAUCACGUUCGUUCUUGGCCUUUGAUUCAGUUUCAAGGAUCCCAAGCGCUUAUUAAAAUUCCCAAAGUUGAUCUGCCAAAUGAAGUGAAUACAUUUAACUUCCAGUUGUCAAAUAUUGGCAAAGAGAAUCCUCAGGGAAGAGUUGACUGUGUCCAGCAAAUGGACCCGAGUUUUGGAGCCUCGCAACAUUGUUGCCUGGGAUUUAUACAGAAUAAAAUUACGGUGUGUGGAACUGGUUCCUAUGUGACGUCCAAAGAUCACAUGACCCAGACAGAAGAGGAGUCGCGCAGUGGAAGUGCAAAGGUUACUAGACCUGGUGGACCAUUUUUAGGAAGAAAAGCACAGGUCAGAAGAGUACCACAAAACGUUCCAGAUCCUGUGCCUGUGAGGAAGAGAUCUAUGCCCAUGAACCCUGCAAGCACAGUACGGAGGGUUCACACACAGAGUGCUGUUACUCAGCGGCCGUACAGGGACCGGGUGAUUCACUUACUGGCACUGAAGAGUUACAAGAAACCAGAGCUACUCACUCGCUUGCAGAAAGAUGGUGUCAACCAAAAGGACAAGGACUGCCUUGGAAUGAUCCUUCAGCAGGUAGCCAUCCUGAAUACAAAGGAUAAUUCUUACAGUCUGAAGGAUUAUCUGUUUAAAGACAUUCAAAAAGAUUGGCCUGGAUACAAUGAAAUAGAUAAACAGUCAUUGGAGUUAAUACUUUCUAGAAAAUUAAAACCAUCUGAGGAUGCCACCAGCACCAAUCAUUUGGGAUCUUCUGUGACUUCUAAUAAAGAUAGUCCAUCAACUUCUCAGAAGCGGGGUUUGACUUACUCUUUUAUCGAUCCCCUGAACAAAAAGAGGAGGAUCUCUCGCCUGGCCAAGGGGGUCCAGUCACCGCUCCAUGACCGCUUGUCUGCCUUCAGGGAGAAAACCACUGUCGCCCCUCCGCCCCCUCCCCGCCCUGGAGCUAUCUCCAUUCCCUCUACUCACUCCAUGCGUAGGGCACGCCUUCCCACUUCCAACCCUCCGAAAACUGCCAGCUCCACCUUGCCCAGCCUCGCUGAGAGGUGCAGGACACAAAACCGGCCGGUGGACAGCUUCAGUCUGAAAGGCAGCCAGUCCUCCGAAGACCGGGGACAAAACCAUGCCUCUCGGUCUCCUUCGGGGGUCCCAGGGCCUGCCGCGGUGUGGGGGGGGUCCCGCAAGUCCACGGGCAAGAAGCAUCCGGCGCUGCACCAACAGCACGAGGUCGAGGAGCGUGCGGAGGAUGAAGGCGAGACGCAGCACGCUGCAAGCGCGAGCGGAGAGGAGAAAGACCUUGGAAAAGAAACAGCAGCCACUCUGAAUAGACCUUCCUGUCUGGAUUCAGAUGAAGAAUUUGAAGAAACUCUCUCUGCCUCCUCACAUUCUCUUUCAUCAGCAAGUGAACCACCGGACUACUUAACAAAAUACACCACUAUAGUCUCAUACGAGCAGCGCCAGAGAUACAAGGAUGACUUCACUGCAGAGUAUGAUGAAUACAGGAACUUGUAUGCUCACAUGGAGAGUAUCAGCCAGAAAUUUGUGAGUCUUGAUGCACAACGGCAGCUUCUCCCUCCAGGGUCCAAAGAAUAUCAGAUGCUUUGUGGGGAAGUCUUAGAAGAGUAUCAAAAGUUAAAAGAGGCUAGACCCAGCUACUUUGAACAGAAGUGUAGAUGCAAGUACCUCCACAGCAAGCUGUCCCACAUUAAGAGACUAAUAGGGGAAUUUGACGAACAACAAGCCAAGUUACAGCACUACUCUCCUGCUUUGACCAGGACAUGUGAAUGAACCAAAGCCUACUUAUUUAAAACUUAAGAUUAUUUCCUCUAAGAUUCUAAAAGUUAGUAUUGACCUUUUACAUUACAGAAGUUUCAGUAUUAGCAGAUUUAACUACUUUUGUUGUUGUUGAUGUUGCUUAUAUGAAUAUUUGAAGCUGCUUUCUUCAAGUCCCUUCAUUUCUUUGAGAGUUACGUUUGUUCGUUUAAAUAAUAUUGUUUGUUAGUAGAUACUCGGGAUCCGGUACCUCUACUACGAAGUUGCGCACAUAUUAAGAAAAUAUUGUAGCAAAGCGAAAUGCCUUUGGAUAAACUGUUUUCUGACUUUUCUUAUUAAUACAAACUCUUUGCCUUAAAUGGUAGAAGGUUUAGAAAUUUGCACAAAAAAAAAAAAAAAAAUCACAUUGUUUUGGAGGUUUAAAGAGGCAUGUAUAUGUGCUGUAUAUGGCACGUUUUGUUACAAAAGAAACUCACCCCUGCAACUUAAACCUCCCAUUUCAGUGGUUGCCUUAAGGUGUUUGGUUAUGUAUAUUUAGUGGAGUUAAAUUAUUAGCUGCACUGCUUCCUCCUUUGCUGAAGCACCUGGGAAGCACUAUGUGGCCUGUCAGUGGCUGGGAGUAUGUGUUUGUACUGUACGUGUGCAAGGAUGUGUGGGUGUGAGCAUGUGUGGUGGGGAGAGAAAAAAAACAAA